Messenger RNA from Miscanthus lutarioriparius, 372 nucleotides. NCBI's taxonomy places the organism in Eukaryota, Viridiplantae, Streptophyta, Magnoliopsida, Poales, Poaceae. The record is from the annotation of a GenBank genome assembly.
AUGGCUGCUCAGAGUUGCUGCGAUGCCGUUGCCGGCACUGCUGCACCGGUGGCCACAAGGCGCCUGAAAUUGACAAGGCCGUUGGCGUCGCUCAUGAAGGCGAGAAAGAUAAGAAAGAAGGCUGCCGGCGGCAAACGCCCAAGGGCGGCAGCGUCGAGGAAGCGCGUGAUGGCGAUCAGGAGGAAGAUGGAAGCGCUGAGGAGGCUCGUGCCACUUUGCGGAGACGACGGCGGGGUCGUCGGCCAGGAGUCUGGUGGGGACCGACUGGACGAGCUCCUCCUGCACACCGCCGGGUACAUCCUGCGCCUCCAGAUGCAGCUCAGAGUGAUGCAGGUCAUGGUCCAUGCAUUAAAUAACCUGCCGGAGGAUUAA